AUGACCACAGAACUCACUCACAUGGCCACACCUAGCUGCAAAGGUGCUGAGAAAUGUGCGCAGGUAUUCCAGGCGGAUUCCCGAGCAGCAGAUUCCCGAGCAGCGGAUUCCCGAGCAGCGGAUUCCCGAGUAGCGGAUUCCCGAGCAGCGGAUUCCCGAGCAGCGGAUUCCCGAGCACCAGCGCCACCGCGCGUGCGCACACGCCCCAGACCCAGGCUUAGGAGGACUGAGAAUUUUCUGACUGCAGUGCACCAUGGGAAGAAAGAAGAAAAGGCGGCCGUGGAGAGACGAAGAUUUCAUGUGCUGAAAGCUCUGAAGAAGCUAAGGAUCGAGGCCAGUGAGGCCCCAGUUGUUGCUGUGCUGUGCUCAGGUGGAGGACUGCGGGCUCACAUUGCCUGCCUUGGAGUCCUGAGUGAGAUGAAAGAACAGGGCCUGUUGGAUGCCGUCACGUACCUCGCAGGGGUCUCUGGAUCCACUUGGGCAAUAUCUUCUCUCUACACCAACGAUGGUGACAUGGAAGCUCUCGAGGCUGACCUGAAACGUCGAUUUACCCGACAGGAGUGGGACUUAGCUAAGAGCCUACAGAAAACCAUCCAAGCAGCAAGGUCUGAGAAUUACUCUCUGACCGACUUCUGGGCCUACAUGGUUAUCUCCAAGCAAACCAGAGAACUGCCAGAGUCUCAUUUGUCGAAUAUGAAGGAGCCUGUGGAAGAGGGAACACUACCCUACCCGAUAUUUGCAGCCAUUGACAACGACCUGCAACCUUCCUGGCAGGAGGCAAGAGCACCAGAGACCUGGUUCGAGUUCACCCCUCACCACGCUGGCUUCCCUGCACUGGGGGCCCGUGUUUCCAUAACCCACUUCGGAAGCAAAUUCAAGAGGGGAAGACUGGUCAGAACUCACCCUGAGAGAGACCUGACUUUCCUGAGAGGUUUAUGGGGAAGUGCUCUUGGUAACAUUGAAGUCAUUAGGGAAUAUAUUUUUGGCCAGUUAAGGAAUCCUCGGACCCGGCAAGGUUUAUGGAGAAGGAUUGUUGCUCAUAUUAGAAGGAUUGGAAACCUUUUUUUUGCCCAAUCACCGAGGCUGGAAGGAAGUUUGCCAAGGAAACGUCUUCCCCCAGAAGAUGAAUUCGUUGAGGCUGAAAACACCUGGCUGACUGAGAUGCUCAAGGAUUGGACCAGGACCUCCCUGGAAGAGCAGGAGCAGCCCCAUGAGGACCCCGAAAGGAAAGGCUCACUCAGUAACUUUCUGGAUUUUGUGAAAAAAACAGGCAUUUGCGCUUCAGAGUGGGAAUGGGGGACCACUCACAACUUCCUGUACAAACACGGUGGCAUCCGGGACAAGAAAAUGAGCAGCCGGAAGUACCUCCACCUGGUGGAUGCUGGUUUAGCCAUCAACACUCCCUUCCCACUCGUGCUGCCCCCGAUGCGAGAGGUUCACCUCAUCCUCUCCUUCGACUUCAGUGCCGGAGAUCCUUUCGAGACCAUCCGGGCUACCACUGACUAUUGCCGCCGCCACAAGAUUCCCUUUCCCCACGUAGAAGAGGCUGAGCUGGAUUUGCGGUCCAAGGGCCCCGCCAGCUGCUACAUCCUGAAAGGAGAAACUGGACCAGUGGUGAUGCAUUUUCCCCUGUUCAACAUAGAUGCCUGUGGAGGUAAUAUUGAGGCAUGGAGUGACACAUAUGACACAUUCAAGCUCGCGGACACCUACACUCUAGAUGUGGUGGUGCCACUCUUGGCAUUAGCCAAGAAGAACGUCAGGGAAAACAAGCAGAAGAUCCUUACAGAGUUGAUGAACGUGGCCAGGCUCUACUACCCGAGGGAUAAUGCCCAAACUUGCUCCUUGGCAUAGAUGAGCCUCAGCUUCCAGGGCAGUGUGGGCCUGUUGGUCUACCAGGGCCCUGAUGUCCACGUGGCCUUCCUGUUCUUCACUCCCUUCAGCCACACGCUUCAUGGCCUUGAGUUCACCUUGGCUGUCCUAACAGGGCCAAUCACCAGUGACCAGCUGGACUGUGAUUUUGAUAGCCUCAUUCAGAAGAAGGGGUCCAGGGAGCUGAAGGUGGUGAAAUUUGUCCUGCUGGUCCCUCGGGAGAUCCUGGAGCUGGAGCAUGAGUCUCUGACAAUCAGAAGCAUCAUGUCCAAUGUCCAGAUGGCCAAAAUGAAUGUGAUAGUUCAGAGCAAUGCCUUUAACUGCUCCUUUAUUACUGCACUUCUAGCCAGUAGCUCUGUAGAAAUUAGCUCUGUAGAAGUAAGAACUUGGGCUUAAAUCAUGGGCUAUCUCUCCAGCGCCAAAUGGAGCUCUGAGAAUACAACAAGUGCUCAAUAAAUGCUUGCUGAUUGACUGAUGGA
Molecule: messenger RNA, 2348 nt
Organism: Symphalangus syndactylus (siamang)
Lineage: Eukaryota; Metazoa; Chordata; Mammalia; Primates; Hylobatidae
Gene: PLA2G4C
Product: phospholipase A2 group IVC
Biological process (GO): glycerophospholipid catabolic process
Cellular component (GO): cytosol; nucleoplasm; nuclear envelope
Molecular function (GO): calcium ion binding; calcium-dependent phospholipid binding
Source: RefSeq, a predicted model, not a curated record